AUGGAGUUCCCUCCUAUGAGCCUAUGGGCAUUUUGGUCAUUCCUCCUUCUCACUACCAUUCACCUUCGAUGCUUCUUCGGAUCUGACGCUCACUUCUCCAACGAAACUGAUCGCGUUGCUCUGCUCCACUUGAAACACCUGAUAACCGACGAUCCUCUCCGUUCCUUGAGCUCUUGGAAUCAUACUCUCCACUUCUGUAACUGGCAAGGAGUUACAUGCGGUGGUCACCGCCAUCCUCAAAGGGUCACCGCCUUGAACCUCACUGGCCAUAACUUGGUGGGGCCCAUAUCUCCCUUUAUAGGGAAUCUCACCUUCCUCAGGAUAAUCAAUCUCUCAGCCAACAACUUCCACGACACGAUUCCUGAAGAGAUUGGCCGUUUGUUCCGCUUGCGGUAUCUUAAUCUGAAUAAUAACACAUUCAGCGGAGAGAUUCCAGCAAAUCUGACCCACUGUUCAGACCUCCAAGUCCUUCAUCUUUACGGAAAUCAGCUGGCUGGGAGGAUUCCGACUGAGCUUGGCUCUCUGACCAAGCUCACCAGAUUGGCCCUCGGUAACAACAAUCUUACAGGAAGUAUCCCACCUUCACUUGGAAACCUUUCGUCUCUUACUUUCCUUUUUCUCUCAAUAAACAGUCUGGAGGGCAGAAUCCCGGGUGAGUUCAGCCGGCUGGUAAGCUUAAAGUUGCUUGCAAUUGCUUCCAAUAAACUGUCAGGUAGGAUUCCUCCCUCGCUGUACAAUCUGUCCUCCAUUAAGUAUUUGGACGUGGGAGACAACAGAUUGCAUGGAAAUCUUCCGCCUAACUUAGGCCUCACUCUUCCUAAUCUCCGAAGGCUAUAUGCCGCAUCAAACCAAUUCACAGGACCGAUACCAGUUUCAUUAUCCAAUGCUUCGGGACUUGUAGAUAUUGAACUUUGUAAGAAUAGUUUUAGUGGAUCUGUGCCUCUGAAUUUUGGAAGCCUCAAGGGUCUCUCCCGAUUACGUUUGUGGGGCAAUGAACUUGGAAUUGGGAAAGCAAGUGACUUGAGUUUUCUUAUUUCUUUAAACAAUUGCAGUAGUUUACGAGUGCUGCAGCUAGGCAUAAAUAAUCUCAGUGGUGCGUUGCCUGACUCCAUGGCUAAUCUUUCGACCCAACUCACAUGGUUAACUUUGGGAAAUAACAGGAUAUUCGGAAGCAUCCCAUCUGGUAUUCAGAAUCUUAUCGGCUUAACAGUACUGAGAAUGCGGUAUAACUUUCUGACUGGUACAAUUCCCAUUGGCGUUGGGAAGCUUAACAAGUUGGAGAAGCUUGUCUUGACUGGAAAUGAAUUAUCUGGGCACAUUCCGUCUUCCUUAGGAAACAUCUCCCGAUUAUACCAACUUUCUUUAGAUGGAAACAAGCUAACUGGGAGGGUGCCUUCAAGUCUUGGAAAUUGUACAUACAUGCAGUUCAUAUACCUAGGUAAUAAUAAUCUUAGUGGUAGCUUACCCAAACAACUUUUCAGCUUUCCCUCUUUAAUUGAACUCCAGCUCAAAAACAACUCUUUUACCGGUAAUCUGCCAGUGGAAGUCGGUUACUUGAAAACUCUCUCGUUCUUGUAUGUUUCAAAUAACGAUUUAUCAGGCGAAAUUCCAGUCUCGCUAGGCAAUUGUUUAAGCCUUGAGUAUCUCAGGUUGGAUGGGAACUUCUUUCAAGGUCCAAUUCCAUCAACAUUUACUACUCUAAGAGGCCUUCAAUCCCUGGAUCUUUCAUGCAACAACUUGUCUGGAAAGAUUCCACGGUACCUGGAGAACCUUUCUGCCUUGCAGUAUCUAAAUCUAUCUUUCAAUAAUUUGAGGGUGAAUUACCAAAACAAGGGGUCUUUAGAAAUGCUAGUGAAGUUUCAGUACUCAGAAAUAGUAAGCUUUGUGGUGGUAUUCCACAAUUGCAAUUGCCUCCAUGCUCUGGCCAAUCUUCCAAGAAACAGGGGAUGUCUCGUGCUUCAGAAAAAGUUGAGAAAGAAACCUUCUGUAUUGCCUUCUGCCGAGGAUCCUCUUGUCAAUGUGUCUUAUGCGGAGCUCUUUAAAGCAACAGAUGGGUUCUCUUCUGCUAAUUUGGUCGGCUCCGGAAGUUUUGGUGCUGUAUAUAAAGGGUUUCUAGAUCAUGUUGGAACUAUGGUGGCAAUGAAAGUGUUCAACCUUCAACGACAGGGAGCUCUGAAGAGCUUUGUUGCCGAAUGCGAAGCCUUGAGAAAUAUUAGGCAUCGGAAUCUUGUUAAGAUCAUAACUUGUUGCUCAAGCAUUGAUUUUAAGGGCAAUGAUUUUAAAGCUCUAAUUUACGAGUACAUGGCAAACGGAAGUCUAGAGAAGUGGUUGCAUGGAGAUGGUCAUGAUCAGCUGAAAAGGAACUUGAAGUUUAUUCAAAGGCUAAACAUAGCUAUAGAUGUGGCUUCUGCACUGGAUUAUCUGCAUAAUCAUUGUCAAAUGACGAUCAUUCAUCGAGAUUUAAAACCGAGCAACCUUCUUCUUGAUGAUGACAUGACUGCUCGUGUGGGUGAUUUCGGCCUAGCCAGGUUCUUAUCUGAAGUUGCUUACACCAGCUCGGUUGGAAUGAAGGGAUCUAUUGGGUACAUACCUCCAGAGUAUGCGAUGGGCAGUAAAGCAUCUACACAAGGAGAUGUUUAUAGCUAUGGAAUCCUUCUAUUGGAGAUGAUCACUGGAAAGGGGCCAACUGAUGACAUGUUUAAGGACAAUCUAAACCUUCAUCAUUUUGCUAAGUUGGCUUUGCCUAAACAAGUAAUGGAGAUUGUUGACCCACAACUGCUCGUAGAAGAAGCUGAAGUUACUCAGCACAAUGAAAACCAUGUCAAUAGAAGAAAUAGAAUGCAUGGUUGCUUGAUUUCAAUGGUCAAAAUUGGUGUGUUGUGCUCUGUAAAAUCUCCAAGAGAACGGAUGUGGAUGAGAGACGUUGUUGCAGAAAUGCAUGCAAUCAAGGACUUGUAUCUUGGGACCGGUAUUCACCAAGACAAACAAGUUAGGUCGCAAAUAUUAGAUGAAGGUUCAUCUUACCUUAGUCAUUAUUAAGUUAUUAUUGA
Messenger RNA from Magnolia sinica, 3050 nucleotides. Its product is annotated as putative receptor-like protein kinase At3g47110. The record is from RefSeq and is a predicted model, not a curated record. Gene Ontology annotation, cellular component: plasma membrane. Bases 1 to 3039 code for a protein of 1012 amino acids. Lineage: Eukaryota; Viridiplantae; Streptophyta; Magnoliopsida; Magnoliales; Magnoliaceae. The transcript is spliced from 3 exons. Gene Ontology annotation, biological process: hormone-mediated signaling pathway; protein phosphorylation. Gene Ontology annotation, molecular function: protein kinase activity; protein binding; ATP binding.